ACUAACCCUUUAAUAUAAUUAAUAAAAUUCUAAUAUAAUUCUAAUAUAUAAUGUAUGUUUAAUUAAAAUAAGCAUAUUGCAGCAGAUACCAGCUGUCAUGAAAUGAAUUAUAAAUACUCUUAAUGGCCAUAAAACAGGUUUGAUUUUAAAUGUACAGUGUAUUUUGUUUCUUUUGGUUUCUUUUGUUUCUUUUCUUGUCAGUUUUUGAGAUUCACCAAAUCGCAUUUUCUUCAGAGAGUGGAAAAAUGCUCUUCCAAGGCUCUUAGCCUGUCUAGGAGCCAUUUAUUAGAGAGAGUGUAUAAAAUAAGAGCUCUUGUGAUGGCAUAUCUGUGUAGCGUGCAGAUGACGCGCGUGGCAGUGGAUUGUGAGCUCAGCUCCGGCCCUUUAAGAAGCAGUUCCUCUGACUGUUUCCAGGGGGCGGAUGAUCUGUGUGUUACUGUUAUUUUCUUUAGUUUGCAGCGGAGCAGCAGCGCAUUAGAGGCUUUGGCAGUGCUGGAUCGCCCGGGUUGCGGGACGCGAUGUCCUGCUCCGACAUGGAACAGGGAUCAUGGAGGUUUACUGGGAAAAACUGUGUGUCUGUUAGGACUCAUUCGUGUUGAUUUGGAGAGGGACGGAUGUGGAGGUAUGGCUUGAUCAUUUGAGGACACUUUAGCGAACGCACAGCCUUUCCUAAUCGCUUUAAAUCAAAUAUUUUAUUAAAGGGCAGCUGCCCGCUGAAGCAAAGUAACAUUCGCGUUAUGAUGUAAUGUUACAAUGUAACACGUUCGCAGCGCGACGUCAUGCAACAAUGUAACGAAUUCGACCGUCCGCUCUGUUACAGUCUUUAUGCUUUUGAACCACGGAAGCUUCAUUAAACGAGCUUUGUUUGGAGCAUUUUCGUUGGUUUAUUACGGACUCUUAAAACUAACCAAAUCGAGCGAGAAUCCGUCUAUAUGCUGUAAGUGUACAUAAUGCACUCGAACGCAUUUGUAAAUAUUUCUAAACCUCUCAUAACAUCAUUUCGGUUCUCGAAGUGUCCCGGAUUGAAAUGUGGACUCUAGAAGUGAUCCAUUAAUGGCAUGCACGAGGGCACUGCUGCUGUUGUGUUCAGAAAAGCCGUCCAUAUAUCAUUCAUUUGAAGGAGUCGAGGAAAUAUGGCAGAUGAGAUAGAUAAGCCCUUGGCUGUGGACGUCGACAUAGACCCUGAUUUCGAGCCCCAAAAAAGGCCCAGGUCUUGCACCUGGCCUCUGCCCAGACCAGAGUCCAAUGCUGGAAAAGCAGAACCAGCAGAUGUGGGAAUCAUUCCCGAGGAAGAGGUGGAUGAAAAUGGCACUGAUGAUGCUUCUGCAUCUAGUGACAUUACAGGCGCAUCAAAGCCUGUCAGUGUCACAGAAGGAAAUGAGAGUGCUGCUGCUCCUGCCAUACAAACCAACGCUGCCGUCAGUGGUAAAGACACCUAUGGCUCUCCUGUUUCUUCGCAACAUGCUCUGCCCGCUGCCUGCAGCGACUCCAGCAUCAAUGGUCUGAUUCCUCAGCAGCCCAGAAAAUCCUCUGCCCGCAGGAACGCCUGGGGAAACUAUUCCUACGCAGACCUCAUCACUCAAGCCAUCGAGAGCACGCCAGAGAAAAGGCUGACAUUGGCCCAGAUUUAUGAUUGGAUGGUCCGGAAUGUGCCAUACUUCAAGGACAAAGGUGACAGCAACAGCUCUGCAGGAUGGAAGAACUCAAUACGACAUAACCUGUCACUCCACAGUCGCUUUGUCCGGGUGCAAAAUGAAGGAACAGGAAAGAGUUCAUGGUGGAUCGUCAACCCAGAUGGCGGAAAAGGGGGGAAAGCGCCGCGGAGACGUGCAGUUUCCAUGGACAACAGUAAUAAGCUCAUCAAGAGCGCCCGUGGCCGUGCCGCAAAGAAAAAGGCAGCUCUUCAGGCUACUCAGGACGGAAGCUCAGAGAGUUCCUCCAGCCUGUCCAAAUGGACCGGUAGCCCGACCUCCCGCAGUAGCGACGAGCUCGACGCUUGGACGGAUUUCCGUUCUCGCACUAAUUCCAACGCCAGCACCCUAAGCGGACGCCUUUCCCCAAUCCUGGCCAACCUUGAGAUGGACGAAGUUCCUGAUGACGACUCUCCCCUGUCGCCCAUGCUGUACUCCAGCCCUAGUAGUAUGUCUCCGUCCACCGGGCUGACCGAACUGCCCCGUCUAGCUGACCUUGCAGGAACCAUGAACCUCAACGACGGCCUCUCUGAUAACCUAAUGGACGACCUUCUAGACAACAUCAGCUUGACGGCUUCCCAGUCUCCGGGUCAAGAUGAGAGUGGGGCCAACCUACAGGGAAGCCCUGUGUUUACCUUCAGCUGCUCUGGGAGCAGUCUGGCAAUUCCCUCUGGCAGCUAUGGCACUAACUCCAUGUUCAGCCCUCCGUCCGUCACUGGCCUGAGGCAGUCUCCAAUGCAAACUAUCCAGGAAAACAAGCAGGCUACGUUCUCCUGCGGUUCUCUCUUUAGCGAGCAGAGUCUGCAGGACUUGCUCAGCUCUGAGUCCAACAGUCACAGCGAUGUCCUUCUUACCCAAUCUGACCCUCUUAUGUCACAAGCCAGUGCCUCCCUUUCCUCCCAGAAUGCCCGUCGCAGUGCGCUGUUGCUGCGUAAUGAUCCCAUGAUGUCCAACCAGGCUGGGCCUGGAGGACAAGCAGGCCUCAAGAAGGUGUCGCCAUCUGGAUGGCGGAUGAACUGCAGCGAGUCAGACUACCAAAGCUUGAUGAAGCAACAUCUUCAACAGUCUCCCUUCAGAAGCACAUCUAUGCAGCUCAACUCCUCUGAUUCGUUGUUGGCAGGUCUCAACGGCAGCGUUUCCUCCGUUCAGUUGGUGUCUCAGGAGCGAUUCCCAUCUGAAUUAGAUCUGGAGGCAUUAAGUGGGAGUUUCGAUUGCGACAUGGACACCAUCACUCGCAACGAUCUGAUGGAUGCCGAUGGCCUGGAGUUCAGCUUCGAUUCCCAUCUUAUCUCCUCUCAGAAUGCUAAUCUGACUUCAGAGAGUUUCUCCAGAACCAAACGAACCUCCUCCCAAAGCUGGGUACCAGGUUGAUCCGGCCAGGCCCAGGAAUGUAGGGACAGGCAGAACACCGCAUUUGAGCCAAACUGUCCACUGUAAAGCAACUGUACAUUAUGCUGUAGAAAAGCUAUUUGACAUCCAUUGGAAUGAGUUUGAGUUAACGUCAAUGAUUUACCCAGUCGGUGUUGUAGUUUUGUGGCUGUACGUUUUUGUAUCGUCAUGAUUGAGGCUGGUUUAAUGGACGUCGUAAAGUGUUUCGACAAAUUUAUCCUUGAAGUGCUUGCAAGUUAAUCUAUUCGCCAGUAGCAAGGUAAUUAACUCAGCUGCUAGAAUAUGGUAAGUGGAGUAUCGUAAAUAAAAGGUUGUCUAUAUAUGAAGGCUUGAAUAACAGUACUUCCCUUAGUAUGUCUAGAAUACGAAAUCCCUAAAACCCACCACUGUGUACAAGGGUGCCUGCACAACAGAGGAAGCUCUUACAAAUUCAUUUGGGAGAGUGGAAAGAGUCGGGUCAGUUUGACAACCAAGCGAGAAUCUUGAAUUCUCUAGUACCUGUGACUGGCAUUGCAGUGAAAAGUUAAAAUAUUCUCAACUUUUCAUCUUGUCACUUUGGCAAACCCUUGCGUUUUCUUUGUCGUUGCGAUACGUUAUCCUAAUUGAAAUCAAGUCAACUCUAGUCUGUAGGUGCCCUUAGUUUGUUGUAAUUUGUUGUAACCGUAAUCAAGAUUAAAAGAUUUCUAGUCCUCACAUUGCAACAAACACUUGCCUCUUGCCAAACUUGUCCUCUACAGGACAAUUGCAACAAUGGCCUGUUUACAAUACGAACUGUUGAGAAUGUUUCUGUUGUCAGAAAAAUGGCCAUGAAAAUCUGUCUGUUUCUCAGAUUAUUUUUUGUAAAAGCUGAAAAGGGGAAGAGAUUGUGUUUUUGUGAAACCAGUGAUCAUAAUGUAUCCUUGACUCCUUUUACGGCAAAAGUGAACUAUGAUAUGAUAUAAGCUAUGUAUUUAGUGUUCUGCUGUAUGAAACUAGUUUGUCAGUGUUUCCCAUGGAUUUCCUAACAAAACCUGUGCAUUUAUCCUGCUCCGAGUCCUUGAACACUGAGUUCUUGAGCAUCUCAAUCACCCCGAACUGCUUUCACUUCCUAUUUAAGAAUAGAUUAUGAGUGAUUAUAUUUGUAUAUUUGAAUGUGUAUACAGACACACACACACACACACACACACAUAGGGCCUCGUUAAUGAAGUAAUUGCUGUAUAAAUUAUUUAUCAUUAUCAGUUGAACAAUUUGAACAAAUUUGUUUUGUGUGCAUGUACUGUACACGGCCUGUAUACAUGCAUGCAACCAUUUAUGUAAGAAUGGGUUUACAAAUUUCUGCGUAAAUCAUAGAUUUCUGUUGUACUUGCAUUUCAUAAAUGAGGCCCAUAGUGCACAUGUGUAUGUGCUGUACACUGAAUAUGUGUGUAUGUGUGCGUGUUUACACAUACAUAUUGGAUUCAUUAAGCUAUAUUAACAAUUAUAAAUUUUGGAACGCUGAUUAAGGACCACUAGAUGUUUGUGUAUUUGUAGCAGGAAAAAAUUAAGCUAAGAGCAUUUGGUGCUAAGUGAAAUUGUGUUGGGUCAGUACAUAUGGCUGGCAUGUUACUUUCUUAGCAUUUAUGUGUACGUUUCUACACAAUGGCUGGUGCUAGUAGAACGUGUGCAUCAGGUGUGAUGGCAGUGUGUUUUAAGCAUCCUAAUAGUUUUAAAAUGAAAGGCAGCCACAUUGUAGUAUAUGGAUAAGCUAUGUAAGAAAGCACCUACGCUGUACUGUAUUUCACUGUUGAUCUUGCAUAUGCCAGACAACCAAAUGAGGCUGAUGAAAAAUAAUGCAACUAUUCAGUCUGAUAAAAUAGUGCCAUUCAGGGACAACUUGCAGGCGUUUCAAUAGUUGUAACCUAAUGUUGUUUUAACAUCACAGUCGAAUGUACCUUUUGUUAAGGUCAGUUUCACACCCAGAAUUUUCAUAAGCCUCUUAAAAGCACUGAUUUUUAUAAUCUGCUUUUUAUAAUCAGCUGGAGUCACAGAAUUUAAGAUGACUAUAAAAAGUCGAUUGUGCUGUGUUUACCUUUGUUUACUUAGUUUCACAUUGUGUAAUCCAUUUCAGCAUCAUAAAUGGCAUCCUCAAAAUAGAAAUGCUUUUAAUUCUGGGUUUUCAUUUCCUUUGGGUAGGAUCAUUGUACUUCACAAAAGAGCUACAACAAUUUUCAUUCAUUUUCAAUUUUAAUCCUUAAAAGAAGGAUUUAACACGAAUUGUGAAAAGGAAAUCUUCGUGUGUAGCACCACACACCACAGCUGGCCGUUAGUUAGCAUCCAUUCAAUGUUUGCUUGACUUUACCUGUGUAUUUCCAUUUUGGAUAAUGUAAACAAGGUAGUGCAAGGCAAGGUGCAUGUAAAUAAAGCUUGUAUGACACAAUAAA
Megalobrama amblycephala (Wuchang bream) is the source of this 5479-nucleotide messenger RNA. RefSeq names its product forkhead box O3A (gene foxo3a). The record is from RefSeq and is a predicted model, not a curated record. Bases 1134 to 3062 code for a protein of 642 amino acids. NCBI's taxonomy places the organism in Eukaryota, Metazoa, Chordata, Actinopteri, Cypriniformes, Xenocyprididae. Gene Ontology annotation, biological process: regulation of transcription by RNA polymerase II. Gene Ontology annotation, molecular function: DNA-binding transcription factor activity, RNA polymerase II-specific; RNA polymerase II cis-regulatory region sequence-specific DNA binding. Gene Ontology annotation, cellular component: mitochondrial matrix; nucleus. The transcript is spliced from 2 exons.